AUGACACUGGAUGGUCUGCUGAGUGCGCUCGGCGCGCCUGUCGAAUCUGUCGAAGAGGAAACAUUUGAACUGUUUUCACAGGAACUGCCGUCACACAGCCUCGGCUUUGUCGACGCCCGUGCUGCCGUUGUCGACCUCACCAUUGCCGGCCGCGACCUGACCAUCCAUCAGUCGCCCGCCGUGUUGGCGUCGAAUCGCGCCGGCGGCACUACCGGAGCUGUGGUCUGGAAAAUCACCCCUCUCUUCGCCUCCUGGCUUGCGUCCCCCUCCAACAUCCUUUUCCGCCCCAACGGCGGCCCCUUGGUACCGGCACGCGCACUCGUGCUCGAGCUCGGCUGCGGCGUGUCCGCCAUCCUCGGCUGUGUGUUGGCGCAUCGUGUGAGGGGGUGGUUGUUGACGGACCAAGCAUAUGUGGGAAGACUGGUUGAGACCAACAUUGCUGCGAAUGUGAGUUUGAUCCAGGACCAUGGACACGGAAAUGGGGCUUCUGGGAAGAAGAUAGGGCAGAGGGGCAAGCGUCAAGGUGGUGCGUCAACACGCUCCUCCUCUUCCUCAUCCACUCCCUCCCGUUCAGAACGUCGCAGUUCCCCAGCCAUAUCAACUUCAGCUCCCAACCACAACACCGAUCCCUCCUUCAAGGUGAAAUUUCACCCCCUAGACUGGGAAACCGACACCCCGACCGCCUCCCUCGCAUCGCCCUGGCACCGCCGCAGCUUCGAUGCCGUCGUCGCAUGCGACUGUGUCUACAACGAGGCUCUCGUCGACCCUUUCGUGAGUGCCUGCGCCGAUGUCUGCCGGUUGAAAGAACAGGAACUCUCCGAGUCAGACCCAACCAGGUCCGACUCGGACUCAGACCCAGAGGCGGGAUCGGACUCGGGAGGGGCUGAAAAUGAAGGAGAGGGGUUCCGGGGAAAGGGGGGAAGAAAGCCGCCGUGUAUUUGCGUCGUAGCGCAGCAGCUGCGCGAUCCGAAUGUUUUUGAGGCGUGGCUGGCACGGUUCCGACAGGAUUUUCAUACAUGGCGGGUGCCGGAUGCGUUAAUGCAUCCUGGUUUGAGGAGUAACUCUGGGUAUGUGGUGCAUGUGGGGGUUUUGAGGGAGGCGUUAGACAUUUAG
This is a messenger RNA of Thermochaetoides thermophila DSM 1495, 1113 nucleotides long. RefSeq lists its product as uncharacterized. The transcript is spliced from 3 exons. Lineage: Eukaryota; Fungi; Ascomycota; Sordariomycetes; Sordariales; Chaetomiaceae. The record is from RefSeq and is a predicted model, not a curated record. Bases 1 to 1113 code for a protein of 370 amino acids.